GGUUUGAAUCCCAUUGCAAAAACCCAUGAUCGUACCCACUUGAACCUGCGUUUGCCAAGUAGCCACCCUGCAUGAAGAAGCGUGAGGGGUUCACGUUCUUCGGGGCAUUGCCCACGUGCAAGAUCGUACUCCAUUACCAGACCCCAGCGCACAUGCCAGUCGCAGAGUCCAAGCUCGAUUGACACAUAGCACCGUGGCCAUGUCUUUAGACACUCAUCCUGUCAUAUUUGGCGCCGGGACCGCCUGGUACAAAAGCCCGGACGAUGACGGCACUACAAUUCACCAGCCGACUGUCGACGCCAUCAAAGCCGCAAUUGAUGUUGGGUAUCGGACACUGGAUGGAGCCCAAGCCUACGGUACAGAGAGGGAACUCGGCAUCGCGAUGGUUGAGUCCGGGAUCCCGCGAGCAUCGUUUCGAUUGAGUACCAAGGCGAAAAGUACGUCCAACGUUGAGAAAGCCUUGGAGGAGAGUAUUGUGAACCUCCAGACGGACUUUGUUGACCUAUAUCUCAUCCAUUCUCCAUUCCCGGCCUCAACAGACGUCGAGCUCCAGGAUGCCUGGCGCGAAAUGGAGCGCUGCAAGCAGCGAGGCCUGGCCAGGGACAUUGGUGUGUCAAAUUUCUCCAUCAAGAACAUGUCGACAAUCUUGGAGGUCGCCACGAUCAAGCCGUCGGUCAAUCAGAUCGAGAUGCAUCCGCGCUUGUAUCAGCCCGAGCUUUAUGAUUUCCUGAGACGGGAGAACAUUGCUAUCCAAGGGUUCUCCUCGCUGGCGCCAUUGAGAGCCGAGUCGGGCAAUGAGACGCGUGUGCUCACCACCCAAUUGGCAGCCAAGUAUAAUGUCGACGAGAUGGCCAUCUUGAUGCGCUGGGUAAUUGAUCAAGGGGCGGCGGUGGUGACGACAAGCUCGAAGAGGGAGCGAAUGGCGACCACUUUUUCGCAAGUUCGGUCAUUCAAAUUGACGGAUGAGGAGGUGGCACAGCUGACGGCCACAGGGAAGGGCAGAUGGUUCCGCGGCUUUUUUGCCGAUGAGUUCAAGGUGGCAGAGGCCAACUCUUGAGGUUGUUUGCUGGUACGAGGGGUAGGCGUGAAGUUUUUCAUCAUCUCUUGUUGAAGUUAACAUUGCCGUUUGUUAGGCACUGGAGACCGCUUUGUUCGCUUGUUACCGUGCUGUGAU
Emericellopsis atlantica is the source of this 1174-nucleotide messenger RNA. RefSeq names its product ketoreductase. Gene Ontology annotation, molecular function: aldose reductase (NADPH) activity. Gene Ontology annotation, cellular component: cytosol. The transcript has 4 exons. Bases 200 to 1057 code for a protein of 285 amino acids. The record is from RefSeq and is a predicted model, not a curated record. Lineage: Eukaryota; Fungi; Ascomycota; Sordariomycetes; Hypocreales; Bionectriaceae.